AUGCCGCACUUGCUGGCUGCCGCCGACCAUGGCGAGACGAGCAGGAGCAGGAGCAGACAGCGCGCUCGCACAGAGGUCAACGAGCACAGGAGCAUGUGGGACCGCCUGCACUUUCAGAAGAUUGGCUCCUGGCUCAAAAAGGACGACGACCAGUCUCCACCACCGCGCGACAAGAUGCCCAACGCAAGGUGGGAGGAGCCCACAGCCGUCGCAAACAGCAAGGACAACAAGGACAACAAGGACAGCAAGGACAGCAAGGAGCCGACGAGGCCACACUCAAGCGGCGGACUGCUUGGUCGAAGGUCCAGCAAGCGAGUCGUGCCUGGUCUGCCCCGGCCCCUGACGUUCAAGCGUAUGCAAAGCGAGAAGAGAGACAAGCUGCUCGAGGUGCCGCUCGAGGUUGAGCAGAGACGCGCCGCCUCUGUCGACCACAAGGAGCCCACCAACACCACCAACACGGCCACGGUCACGGCCCCGAAACGCAACCUCUCGCCGCCCCCGCUCUCGGUGCCCUCCAUGUCGGCCCCCGAUGUCCUUAGCCCGCACCUCCACGAAAGCCUGCACAAGCAGCCAUCCAACCUGGGCCCGACGAUUGGCGGGGGUCCAGACUCGAAUAUACCGGCAGGUGCAAGGCAGGUCGACUUCACCAUGGACCAUGACUAUGAUGGUGACCAUGACCAUGACCAUGCCUACCAGUCUGUCGGAGAGCCACCGCUACUGGACACCCUCGAUGUCUCCUCAGAGCACGCCUCGCACCACUCGGGCUCGGCCAUGGACGAUGCACGCCUGCAGGAGGAGCUAGAAGCCAAGUGGAUCCUGAACCUGAGCAUGCACUUUAGGGACAUGUCAGACCGCGAGAAGUUCUUCAUCACCUAUGCCGAGGAGCCCAACAAGUGGCGCAGAGUCACCGUGUCCUGCGACUACCGCCGACUGGAGCCAGAGUCCCUCGAAGCAGACCUCAAGUCCCUGCACUACCAACGAGAUAAGAGCUCGAGGAUUUAUGAGGCCAUUCGUGACUCCUUGCCCGACAUUCAGUUUUACGAGACGGUGACGAACCUCAAGCUCGAGACCACCGACGGCCGCCUUCAUGUUCACGUGACUGAAGACGUCAAUGAAAUCAUACCCUACCCAUCCGUCUCUGCAAUCGACCACCUCGAUUGCCAACGCUUCACCGAAGCCGCCGUCAGUUUCGACUCGCACAUCUCGGGCUUCGUGUACAAAGUCUCGGUAAACAACAGGACCUAUAUCAAAAAGGAGAUUCCAGGGCCAGAUGCAGUCGACGAGUUUUUGUAUGAAAUCAAUGCACUUUGCAGUCUGCAGGAGUCCCAAUCGGUCAUCAGGUUCCAAGGCAUCAUUGUCGAUGAACAGAAUGAACUGAUCAAAGGCUUGAUCAUCAGCUAUGCUGAACAGGGCGCACUGGUGGACAUGAUUUACGACUACAAGCCAACAGGCCAGCUACAUUGGGAGCGCCGCGAGCGUUGGGCACGACAAAUCGUCCAAGGCUUGUCGGAGAUCCAUGAAGCCGGAUUUGUCCAAGGAGACUUCACGCUGUCCAACAUUGUCAUAGACGCCAAUGAUGAUGCAAAAAUCAUUGACAUCAACCGUCGCGGUUGCCCGGUCGGCUGGGAGCCACCCGAGCUCGCAAGACUCAUUGAAAGCGGCCAGCGCAUAUCCAUCUACAUUGGCGUCAAAUCAGAUCUUUACCAGCUUGGCAUGGUCCUGUGGGCCCUAGCGGAGCAACAAGACGAGCCAGAACGUCAAGAAAAGCCGCUGACACGGUCGUUGAGUCGAUCGAACAGCGACGUUCCGCCCUACUUUGAAGAAAUCAUCAGAGCUUGUCUGAACGACUCACCACGAGCACGGCCCUCGGCUGCAACCCUCUUGAAGCAAUUUCCCACCCAGAUCCAAGAGCCGAAGAAAAAGAAGCACGUCGCAUUACGAGACAGCGUUUCCACACACCGGAGCGACAAAGAGUACAUAGAUCCCGCCACAGCUGUCGAUUUGGCCGACAUUUCACAACAUCGUCGCCAUUCGAGACAACAUUCGUCCUCGUUUGAAAACAUCACCAUGCCACCCACAGACUACCCCGCUUCUUCUGGUUCCUACAUCAUGGCAAAUGGUCUUGGUGACCGUAGUCGAUCGCCCGGUCUUCCCAGAAGUGGGAGCAGAAACCAAAGGAGUGAUGGCUCGCCAUACACAGGCCAUCGAUCGGUCAUGUCAUUCGAUGAUUCAGAAAUGGAGAACGAAUUGCUGAGCCUACCCGCUAGCAGAGAGACAAGAUGGGAGCAAAUCUACGUGGAUGGAGACACGAAGCUGGUGCAAAGAGGGGGGCUGGAUAUUAAUGUUCGUGAUUUUGCGACGCAAGAGCCCAAAGAGAUUUGCAUCAAAACUCCUCCAGGCGAGGAGAUGGAGACUUCAUUUGUGGCGAACAAGGCUGCUAACGAUGACCCUCUCAGGCUCUCCACGGCGCCUGGACUUCAACCCAUGGAGUCGGGUUCUGCAGGAAGCUCACAGGGGUCGGAAAGGCAAGGCCACCAUCGAGGUGUUGGAAACAAGGCCUCGUUUAGCGAUCGUGUCCAUCAGCUCGCCACUUUGCAAACGCAAAAUACAGUCCAUGAUGAGCAGCAGCGCCAUGAUCAGCGUUCGCCCCAGUUUCCAGAUUCUGCUAGUCUUGCAGAAAUCGAACGGGAACUGGCCAUGGACUCGUCCGCCAGUAGCACUGCCCCACCAUCGCGGAUGAGCACAGGUUUCACCCUCUUUGAACGUGCGGUGCGUGUUGGUACAGGCUUCAUGAUGGCACAUGGACAUCACCGGCCACUUCACCAAGACUCUGGCUUCUCGGAACUGGAGCGAAUUCCUUCCGAAAAUCAACGGAUACGACAUAGUCUCGAUAGUUCGGUUCAAAGUCUACACGUGUCGGAGGAAGAGGGGGAUAUCAUCAAGGAGAGACUCUGGUUUGAAAAGAGCCAUUCGGGUUUCCGUGACAGCGUUCGAGCCUCAGAGCUCGAAUUCAACCCAGCAGCCCUGCCAAAUUUCACCGCCUCAGCAUCGCCCUCGAAAUCCAGAACGCAUUUUGGCGCUCCCGAAAUCCCGCCACCGAGCUUCAACGCCGGUCUCUCCGAUGUUCUCCGCGUCGAGAAUGUCCAAGAAGACAAGAGCCUAGAGGAGAAAACCUCAAACACCACUAUUCGUCCGCCAAGCAUCCAAAUCCCAUCUUUGCCCAAUGGCAGUCACACAUGGGACAGGGCAAAUUCCGCCAUUCCUUUAUCAGGCACGUCUGACGCCCCCAUGUUCUCUGCUCGCUCCACCCAACGGCACUCCUACUACGAUACCGAGGUCAGGCCCGCUUGUGAUGAUGACAACGAUGACUUGAUGUCCACGCUCUCAGAAGAAGAAAAGAAGGAGCGAGCAACACACGAUCUAUCCGAUUACCUCUCCCACACCAUAUCCUUUCCGCAGCCUAGUACAGAUUUCUAUUCGCGUCACCAUGACGCACAGAAGGUUUCGCAAGAACCAAAAGUUUGA
Plenodomus lingam JN3 is the source of this 3525-nucleotide messenger RNA. RefSeq lists its product as uncharacterized. The record is from RefSeq and is a predicted model, not a curated record. Gene Ontology annotation, molecular function: ATP binding; protein serine/threonine kinase activity. Lineage: Eukaryota; Fungi; Ascomycota; Dothideomycetes; Pleosporales; Leptosphaeriaceae. Gene Ontology annotation, biological process: peptidyl-serine phosphorylation.